Molecule: messenger RNA, 741 nt
Organism: Prorocentrum cordatum
Lineage: Eukaryota; Dinophyceae; Prorocentrales; Prorocentraceae
Source: the annotation of a GenBank genome assembly
CUUGCUUUUUUUCUUAAGAUGAUCGUUCAACCGCGGCGACCGCUUCGAUCAACUUCUGUGUAACCAGAGGAGGAAAAGGAUGAUCGAGAUUGCGCGACCAGAGAUGGAGGACAGCAUCGGAAGCCUCGAUGCUCGAACCUCGAUCUUCCCCACCGAUCAUCAUCUUCCCUCCUCGGGCCCCGGCGACAGGGACGUGGGGACCCCUCGGCCGUGGCCUGCCUGGGCAUGCCGGUGAGCUCUUUACCAUCAGAGCAUGUUCGCUACACUGCAGCUCUCAGUGGCUCAGGUAUUAUAUGCUGUAGCGCGCCCUGUAGGCAAAAGUACUGCACCGCGUGUACCGCGAGCUCAUCCUGCAGGCACUACCGCCUGGACGCGGGAGGGGAGGCGGGCAACGACGUCCUGGUGCGGCGGCACGCCAACGGCCUGCUGGUGACCAGCCUGGCGCCCUCCCACCCGUUGCUGCGGCGUGAUGCCAAGAGGGUGGCGCAGGUCGCCUUCCGGUCCAGCGUCGCCGACAAGGAGGCGCACGGCAAGAGGAACAAGGGCGGGGCCAGCCUGAAGCCCCAGACAGUGCUGGCGGACGUGAGCCUCGAGGACGGCUCCAAGGCCCUGCUGUUCGCGGGGGUAGACGCGCGCCUGGUCGAGGUGAACGAGCGCCUCUCCGAGGAGCCUGGGAGCCUGCAGGACGCGCCGGAGGACGAGGGGUUCCUGACCAUCCUGCAGCCGCGCUGGCCGCAGGAC